CUCUCUAAGAGAGAAUAUAUAUUCAUAUUGAUACAAGAAGACAUGUUUUUAAUUUAAAGAAAAAAACUUGUUUUUAGUCUUCUCUCUUUGGAGGAGGCGAUUGCAGAGAACAACAGCACUCUCCCACACCAAAUUAAGAGAUAGAAAAGGAGAGAAAGAGAAAGAUAGAGAGAGAGAAACGACAGCCUCAGAAACAGCAGACAGAGAGAGAAAGAAAAACAAUUCAAGAUUCAAGAGUGUGGUUUGUUUUUCCUUUUGAUUUUAUCUUUUCUUUUGUUUCUAGAAUCCCACAGAAGAAGAAAACGAUGUCUGAGGGCUUCACACCCUUUUACAGCCUGCAACUAUAAGAGAAAAGCAAGGAGUUUGAAGAGAUAGAAGAUGAUGAUGAAGAUAGAGAUAGUGAUAUGGGAAUAGCAACAACAACACUGCCUCCUGUUACCUCUCACUACAAUUCUCUCCAAUUCUCAAAUUCUAUGUCACAAGAUUAUCAUCAAGGCAUCUUCAGCUUCUCGAAUGGAUUCGAGAGAUCGCAGCAGGAACAGCAGCAGCAUCACAUAGCCCAGCAGAUCCGCCGCGAUAAGCUCCGGGUUCAAGGCUUCGAGCCACCGCCGCCGCCUCUCGUCGGUAUGGAGGAGGAGGAGGCCGUGUAUGAGAACCCCGGUAUGCUAUCCGAGAUGUUCACUUUCCAAUCCGCCGCCGGCACCGCCACCGAAUUGCUCGAGAGCCAGAUUCUUCAGAGCUACCGGAAUCCGAGGGCGGCGGAUUGGUUCCCGCCGCGGCAAGGGAUGGUUGUUGGCGGAGAAUUAGGCGAAACCAAAAAUCAACACCUUCAUCAUCAACCACAACAUCAGAUUCCAAGCAUUAAUGCCGAUUCAGCAGCAGCCAUGCAGCUUUUCCUGAUGAACCCUCAGCAGCAGCAGCAGCAGCCGCGGUCGCCGCCAUCGCCUUCUCCUUCUCAUCCGCCGCCUCAAUCCACUUCCUCCACGCUCCACAUGCUGCUCCCACACCACUCAUCGUCCUCCGCCCAGGCCCUCCACGGCGGCGGAUUCGAGCAAUUCACGUGGCUCCCGGGCAGCGGCAGCGAGAGCAACCCUAUCGUCGAGGGGCAAGGGCUCUCGCUGUCGCUGUCCUCGCACCUCGAGGCCGCCAAGGCCGAGGAGCUCAGGAUGGGGGACGGGAACAUGCUCUUCUUCGGCCAAGGAGGCGCCGCCGCCGCCGCCUCAAUUCCGGCGCAGUACCAAUUGAAGAACCUCGGCGGCGGGAUGACCUCCCCCUACGGCGCGGUGAAUAUGCUCCGCAGCUCUAAAUACGCUAAGGCGGCGCAGGAGCUGCUGGAGGAGUUCUGCAGCGUUGGGAGAGGCCAUUUUAAGAAAAGCAAGCUCCGGCGGCAGAAUAAUAAUAGCAACGAUGGAAUUGGAAACCCUAAUUCCAACCCCAAUUGCGGAAACUCUUCUUCUUCAUCCAAGGAUAAUCCUCCCUUAUCCGCUGCUGAUAGGCUUGAGCAUCAAAGGAGAAAGGUCAAACUGCUAUCGAUGCUUGACGAGGUGGACCGGAGAUACAACCACUAUUGCGAGCAGAUGCAGAUGGUGGUGAACUCAUUCGACAUGGUGAUGGGCUUCGGCGCGGCCGUGCCGUACACCUCCCUCGCACAGAAGGCCAUGUCCCGCCACUUCCGCUGCCUCAAAGACGCCAUCGCCGCGCAGCUCAAGCACAGCUGCGAGCUUCUGGGAGAGAAGGACGCCGGCACGUCCGGCGUCACCAAAGGCGAAACGCCCCGGCUCCGAAUGCUCGACCAGAGCCUCCGGCAGCAAAGGGCGUUUCACCAGAUGGGAAUCAUGGAGCAGGAAGCGUGGAGGCCGCAAAGGGGCCUCCCCGAGCGAUCGGUCAACAUUUUGAGGGCGUGGCUUUUCGAACAUUUUCUGCACCCGUACCCAAGCGAUGCAGAUAAGCAUCUGUUGGCCCGACAGACUGGUCUAUCAAGAAACCAGGUGUCGAACUGGUUCAUUAACGCGAGGGUCCGGUUAUGGAAGCCAAUGGUGGAGGAGAUGUACCAGCAAGAGGCCAAAGACGAGCCCGAGGGCAACGAGCAAGACCGGGAUCAAAGCAGUGGCAGCGCAACGCCCACCACCACUACUCCGCCACCCAUCAGCGCUGCACCGGAAAACGACCCUUCAUUCAUUGCAAUCAAUAGGCAGUGCUACACGGAUAACAACGGCGCAUCCGCCUCUACCUCGGCUGCGGCCGAUGAUUGCCGCGACAUGCAAGUGGCGGGGAGUGCUGAUAAUAUCGGAUCCACGGUCAUACGGUUUGGGGCGAACGCGGGAGACGUUUCGCUCACGCUAGGGCUUCGUCACGCCGGAAACUUGCCGGAGAAGAGUCCCUUCUCUAUUAGGGAUUUUGGGGGCUGUUAAUUAAUUUUCAUUUUAAAAAUACCGGUGCUUUUAAUAAGAAAAUUAAACCCUUGUCGUUUUUUUUCAUAUUUCUUUCUUUUUAUUUUUGUCUCAAGUUAGUUUUUCUUUUUUUUUGUUUUUUCUCUCUAGAGAAACUUAUAAUGAGAAUGGUAGAAACUGAUGAUAGCAAGGUUUACAACGUUUAUUAUAAUUGUAUAGUUGAAAGUUUUGGAUCUUUAUUUUUUAUUUUCUGGUAUUUGAAUUGAA
This is a messenger RNA of Salvia hispanica, 2657 nucleotides long. RefSeq names its product BEL1-like homeodomain protein 2. NCBI's taxonomy places the organism in Eukaryota, Viridiplantae, Streptophyta, Magnoliopsida, Lamiales, Lamiaceae. Gene Ontology annotation, molecular function: DNA binding. The record is from RefSeq and is a predicted model, not a curated record. Gene Ontology annotation, biological process: regulation of DNA-templated transcription.